This is a messenger RNA of Culex pipiens pallens (northern house mosquito), 1653 nucleotides long. RefSeq lists its product as uncharacterized. The record is from RefSeq and is a predicted model, not a curated record. NCBI's taxonomy places the organism in Eukaryota, Metazoa, Arthropoda, Insecta, Diptera, Culicidae. The coding region runs from base 1 to 1653 and encodes 550 amino acids. The transcript has 2 exons.
AUGCUGGUUAAGGGUACGCGCCGAAACUGUGAGCGAUACAGUGAGCUGCGACGAGCUGAGAAACGAAUCCACCGCCGAAAAGAACGGGAGUACGACGAGAGAGUACUUGCCGAAGCUCAAGCACAGUACAACGCGAACGAUAAGCGGAGGUUUUAUGCAACUGUCAACGGUGUAAGAAAGAAAGCGACGCCUUCCCCUGUUAUGUGCAACGACAGGGAAGGUAACCUGUUGACAGAUAAGACAGCGGUAGCGGCCAGGUGGAAGGAGCACUUCCAACAGCUGUUGAACGGUGAGACGCGAGAGGGAAUCGUCGAGGACAGGAUGAACGUUGAGGAUGAUGGAAUAGCUGUGGACCCGCCUACGUUGGAGAACGUGGAAAAAGCCGUAAAGGAGCUCAAGAACGCGAAAUCCGCGGGAAAGGACGGACUUCCGGCCGAACUUUUCAAGCACGGGAGCGCGCGGAUGAUCGAGAUUCUGCAUCAAAUCGUCCAGCGUAUUUGGUGCGAAGAACAGCUUCCGAACGACUGGUUAGACGGGCUCAUCACCCCAAUCUACAAGAAAGGGCAAAGACUCGAUUGUGCCAACUAUCGAGGCAUCACAAUCCAAAACUCAGCGUACAAAGUACUAUCCCGAAUCCUGUGGAACAAGCUGAGACCCUUGACCGAGACCUUUGUCGGCGAAUACCAGUGCGGUUUUCGAGCGGGUCGGUCAACGACGGACCAGAUGUUAUCUCUGCGACAAAUCCUAGACAAGUUCCGGGAGUACAACCUGCAAACACACCAUUUGUUCAUCGACUUCAAGGCGGCGUACGAUUCAGUCAAAAGAAACGAACUUUGGAAAAUUAUGCUAGAACACGGCUUUCCGGCGAAGCUAAUUAGACUGAUUCGUGCAACGCUCGACGGAGCAAAAUCAAGCGUGCGAAUAGCUAACGAGACAUCUGAAGCUUUCGUUACGUUGGAUGGAUUGAAGCAGGGCGAUGCUCUCUCGAACUUACUGUUCAUCAUAGCGUUGGAGGGUGCUGCUCGAAGGGCAGGCGUGCAAAGAAACGGAACACUCAUCACUAAAUCGCACAUGCUGCUUGGAUACGCUGACGACAUCGACAUCAUUGGUAUUGAUCGUCGUUCAGUGGAGGAGGCGUUCGUCCCUUUCAAGCGGGAAGCUGCGAAGAUCGGACUGACCAUCAACACUGCCAAGACCAAGUAUCUGGUUGCUGGCAGAGCGCGUGGCAGUGCAGCUCUUUACGGUCACGAGUCGUGGACGCUAAAGGAGGCUGACCAGAGAGCACUUGGGGUCUUCGAGCGGAGAAUCCUGCGUUCUAUCUUCGGCGGCAAGCAAGUAGGAGACCGGUGGCGCAGGCGCAUGAACUUCGAGCUGUACCAAGACUACAAACAUGCUGAUAUCGUAAAAGUCAUCAAGCACGACAGGCUAAAGUGGGCUGGACAUGUAGCCAGAAUGUCGGACGAGCGGGCGGCUAAAACGAUAUUCAGCAGCGAACCUGGACGGGGUCGUCGGCUUCGUGGAAGGCCUCGUACGCGUUGGCUGUGUGCAGUCGACGAAGAUGCAAGAGCGGCCAACAUUGUGGGCGACUGGAGACGAGCGGCCCAAGAUCGAGCAUCCUGGAAAUCUUCGAUUAGUUCAGCGUUGGGUCGAUAG